Molecule: messenger RNA, 3321 nt
Organism: Lodderomyces theae
Lineage: Eukaryota; Fungi; Ascomycota; Pichiomycetes; Serinales; Debaryomycetaceae
Gene: SMC6
Product: DNA repair protein
Exons: 2
Coding region: 1-3321 (1106 amino acids)
Biological process (GO): double-strand break repair via homologous recombination
Cellular component (GO): Smc5-Smc6 complex; nucleus; site of double-strand break
Molecular function (GO): ATP hydrolysis activity; damaged DNA binding; single-stranded DNA binding
Source: RefSeq, a predicted model, not a curated record
AUGCUGGCUACGUCAAUCAAGAGGCCCCGUGACAAUACGUUUAACCACAAUGACCUUCCAAAUAACCCUUCCCAGCACCUGAAUUCAACAGUAAGUCAACCACGCAAGAAACGUGCCAUGAUGACCCAGGUUCCUAUGGAUGAAAAUAAAGAAGACUCGGUCCUGGCUUCAGAUGAAGAGUACGACUCACAAGAGUCAGACACAGAAGAAUACCCAGGCGACGAUGGGAUCUCUCCAGCACCAGGGGGGGUUAUCGAACAUUUAAGUUUGAAAAAUUUCAUGUGCCAUGAUUCAUUUGAAUUGAGCUUAGGUCCUCAAAUUAAUUUCAUUAUUGGGAGAAACGGGUCAGGUAAGAGUGCUAUUCUAACAGGAAUUUCAGUUGGAUUGGGUGCUAAAGCUCAUGAUACUAACAGAGGAAGCUCGAUACGAGACUUGAUUAAAGAUGGCAAACUGACAUCCCGUAUCAGCAUCACUUUAAAGAACGAGGGCCCUAUAGCCUACAAACCGGAAGAGUUUGGUAAAAAAAUCAUAAUCGAAAGAAAACUACAAAGAGUUGGGGCCAACACAUAUGCGAUAAAGAAUGAGAGUGGAAAGACAGUCUCACACAAGAAAGCAGUAUUGGAUGAGAUUCUCUUCAGGUUCAAUAUUACAGUGGACAACCCAUUGGCUUUCUUGUCUCAAGAUAAGGCACGUGAAUUCUUGACUAGUGCGACUGCAAAAACCAAAUUCGAAUACUUUAUGUCUGGUGCUUACAUCACUGAUAUUUAUCAAAAUUACGAUGAGAUUAAAAGAAACUUACUUGACGUGAAAAGUAGGUUGAAGCAUGCGGAGAAAUAUACGGAAGUUUGCCAGGCUGAAUUCGAACGGGUUGCUCAAAUGCAAAAUGCUCAUAGAAAGAACGAUCAUUUCAGGGCGCUCGCGAAGAAAAUAACUGGAAAAGUUCAUUGGUUCAAUGUUCAACAAUUGGAGAACAAAAUGGAGGAAUACGUUGCGAAAGUUGCCGAUCAAGAGUCACAAGUGGAAAUUUUCAAGCAGCGUAUACAGCAUUAUGAGCAGGAGAUUAUAAAGGAGCAGCCACAAGAGGAAAUUAUCCGGGAAAAAGUAAGAACCGCUGAAGCCGAUCUCCUGUCUGCGACGAAGCGUUAUGAAGAAGCUAAGGAGGAACUACGCACUUUGAAGUUUCAGCUUGACAUUAUAAAAGAAGAUAUGAAAAAGAAUGAGCGGGAAAUAAAAAACUUGAAUACGAAUAUUCAGUACACCCAAAGCAAACUCCAGAAUGAACGAAGGAAAAUCGAGGAACAAGAAGGUGGAUCAAAGGAAGAGAUUCGAAACCAAUUGGCUGAAGUUGAUGAGCAACUUGCAAAAAGCGAAGAGGAUAUGGCCGUAUGCAGACAAAAAAUGAAAGCAUUGCAGUCGAAUCCUGAUUCUAGGCUAGAAGAGUUGACACUGGCUAGAGAUGCGUCUGGUCGUAACUUAAGGGAACUCCGUUCUAGACAAGCGGAGUUGGAAAAGGAACAGUUUUCAAGAUACACUCCAUGGGACGCACGCAAAAUUCAGGGUGUUAUGCGUGAUAUUGACCGAUGCCAGUGGCAAUCCAAACCGAUUGGUCCCUUGGGUAGCUACAUUACUGUUAAGAGGGAAUUUCAAAAUUGGAAACCGCUUUUAGAUGCAAUUUUGAGUAAGAGCUUGGAUGCAUUUAUCGUGCGUGAUGAAAGAGAUAGAGCGCAAUUGGACAGGAUUUUGAAACAGCACCAUAUGUCCCAUAACAUCAUUGUUCGUAAAACAGAACGUUAUCAUUAUGAGAGUGGGAAAGCAAAAGCCACAACGGUUUUGGACAUGCUAAACAUCAGUGAAGAUGCAGUGUUGUAUGCACUUAUUGAUAACAGUUCGAUUGAAAAGUUGGUGAUUGCUCGAUCUGCUGAAGAAGCAAGAAAAAUGUGCUAUGAGCCAAAUGUUUAUGGAGCCUUGACGCAGUUUGGAAACUCUUCGGGGAGUAGAGUAAGUCGUCAAGGGAGUGUCCUUAGACUGGAUCCUGUAUAUUACCUGGGGAAACUUCCUAGAUUUGGAACGGAGAACAAAGAAGAGCUAUUAAGUGAGUUGAAGGACGAGAUCAACAUGGAAAUUCAGAAUCAACAAAGCAUGGAACGAGAGUUGAGAGGGCUCAAACUGAACGUUGAUAGUGAGAGAGAAAAGUUGUAUCGCGAACAAAAUGAAUUGAGGCGCCUUGUGGAUAGUUUGAGGCGUAAAAAGGCUGUAUUUGAGGACAAAAUUGACAAGGAGAUUGAUGAGUCGAAUAUCUUGAAAUUGCAAUUGAGAAUUGAAGAAGACACUGCCCAGGUGAGUCGACUUGAAGGUGUCCAUGAAUCACUUGAAGAACGUUUAGAGGAGGACAAUGAAAAAUACAAUGCUAGCGCUCAAUCUCGAAAGAGUAUCAAGGAAGAUGUUGAAGACAAGAAUUCCAAAUUGCAUAUUGCGGUAACAGCAUUAGAAACUCACCAAGAGUAUAUCAAAAAGAUAAGAGAUGAGAUUGUUGAGUUACAGGAAAAGAAGCAAAUACUCAUUCAAUCUAUUGAAAAGAUAAACACUAAGAUGCAACGAGCUAAAGAAUUGAUAGAACAAGAAUCUCAAGUUGCACAAGAAAAAUGUAAUCGAGACGAAGUCAUCAUUACCGAAGGUGAUACUCAAGAGACUAUAAGAGAAGAGUUUGAUGAGGUUCAGGAAAAGAUCAAGAAGGGAGAGCAAGCUUUAGGAACGACUUUGGAGGAAGUGCUAAAGGCAAUGGAAGCCGCCGACAAGAAGCGAGAAGUGGCAUUGGCAAGGGAGGGUGAAUUGAAGGACCUAAUUCAGCGAAUGGAUCGAGAGAUUGCUGUGCGUGUCGCAUUCUUUGAAGUUACUAUCAAGCACGCCGUGCUGAUAGCCAAACGAUCAUUUGAAGAUUCUAUGGAGAUCAGAGGAUUUAGAGGGGAACUAAUGUUGGAUUUCGAGCAGGGAACAUUGGAUUUAUUAGUCAAGACCAAGACUGAUGACAAGAACCGUACUGUUGAGUCCCUCUCUGGUGGUGAGAAAUCGUAUACGCAAAUUGCACUCUUGUUGGCCAUUUGGCAAACGAUGAAUUCAAGGAUUAGAGGAUUGGAUGAAUUUGAUGUUUAUAUGGACUCGGUGAAUCGAUCUAUUAGUAUCAAGUUGCUCCUUCAUGAGUUGGAUAGGUAUUCAAAGUCGCAAAACAUUUUUAUCACUCCGCAGGAUAUUGCGGUUGUUGGUAAUUUGACAGGUGAUAAUGUCAAGAUCCACAAGAUGUCUGAUCCAAGACGGGACAAUUGA